Molecule: messenger RNA, 1869 nt
Organism: Emys orbicularis (European pond turtle)
Lineage: Eukaryota; Metazoa; Chordata; Testudines; Emydidae
Gene: PCK1
Product: phosphoenolpyruvate carboxykinase 1
Exons: 9
Coding region: 1-1869 (622 amino acids)
Biological process (GO): cellular response to dexamethasone stimulus; cellular response to glucose stimulus; gluconeogenesis
Cellular component (GO): cytosol
Molecular function (GO): manganese ion binding; phosphoenolpyruvate carboxykinase (GTP) activity; GTP binding
Source: RefSeq, a predicted model, not a curated record
AUGACUCCCCAGCUGAAGACUCGACUGAACAUAAUCCCACGACUCAUCCAGGGGGAUCUGAAGAGCCUGUCUCAGGAAGUGAGAUACUUCAUUGAAAGCAAUGCCAAGCUAUGCCAACCUGCUAGAAUUCAUAUCUGUGAUGGCUCAGAAGAAGAGAACAAAAACAUUCUGGAUAUCAUGGUAGAACAAGGCAUGAUCAAGAAGCUGAAGAAGUAUGAGAACUGUUGGUUGGCUCUCACUGAUCCAAGGGAUGUGGCAAGAAUUGAAAGCAAAACAGUCAUUAUCACUCAGGAGCAGAGAGAUACCAUUCCAAUCCCUAAAACUGGAACUAGCCAGCUGGGUCACUGGAUGUCAGAAGAAGAUUUUGAGAAAGCCUUCAAUGUCAGAUUCCCGGGGUGCAUGAAAGGACGUACAAUGUAUGUCAUCCCCUUUAGUAUGGGGCCCAUUGGGUCUCCUUUAUGCAAGUUUGGGAUUGAGCUGACAGAUUCACCGUACGUGGUGGCCAGCAUGAGAAUCAUGACCCGGAUGGGAACAGCCGUCUUGGAAGCCCUAGGGAAUGGAGAGUUUGUAAAAUGCCUUCAUUCGGUUGGGUGUCCUUUCCCACUAAAAAAACCACUAGUAAACAAUUGGCCCUGCAACCCAGAUUUGACUCUGAUUGCUCAGAUUCCUGAUCGCAGAGAAAUCAUCUCAUUUGGCAGUGGUUAUGGAGGAAACUCCUUGCUGGGGAAAAAGUGCUUUGCCCUCAGGAUUGCCAGCAGAAUUGCCAAGGAAGAGGGCUGGCUUGCUGAGCACAUGCUGAUUCUGGGUAUCACAAACCCAGAGGGUGAGAAGAAGUACUUUACCGCGGCAUUCCCCAGUGCAUGUGGAAAAACUAACUUGGCUAUGAUGAACCCAACUCUGCCAGGAUGGAAAAUUGAGUGUGUUGGGGAUGAUAUUGCCUGGAUGAAAUUCGAUGAGCAAGGUAAUUUAAGGGCAAUCAAUCCAGAAAAUGGAUUUUUUGGAGUUGCUCCUGGGACAUCAGUAAAAACAAACCCCAAUGCCAUAAAGACCAUACACAAGAAUACCAUCUUCACCAAUGUAGCAGAAACCAGCGAUGGAGGCAUAUACUGGGAAGGCAUUGAUGAACCACUUGCACCAGGAGUGACACUGACUUCAUGGAAGAACAAGAAGUGGACUCCAGGGAAUGGGGAGACUUGCGCCCAUCCCAAUUCUCGAUUCUGCACCCCUGCCAGCCAGUGCCCAAUCAUUGACCCUGCCUGGGAAUCUCCAGAAGGAGUGCCGAUUGAGGGUAUAAUAUUUGGAGGCCGUAGACCUGCUGGUGUGCCUCUAGUAUAUGAGGCCCUUAGCUGGCAGCAUGGCGUAUUUAUAGGAGCAGCUAUGAGAUCUGAAGCAACUGCAGCUGCUGAGCACAAAGGAAAAAUCAUUAUGCACGACCCCUUUGCCAUGCGGCCUUUCUUUGGCUACAACUUUGGCAAAUACCUUGCCCACUGGCUUAGCAUGGCACAUCGCCCAGCUGCAAAACUGCCCAAGAUCUUCCAUGUGAACUGGUUCCAAAAAGACAAGCAAGGAAAAUUCCUGUGGCCUGGUUAUGGGGAGAACUCCCGUGUGCUGGAAUGGAUGUUCAACAGAAUCCGUGGAGAGGCCGAUGCCAAGCGAACUGCUAUAGGCUACAUCCCUGCUGACGCAGCCUUGAACCUGAAGGGCCUAGAAGGCAUUGACAUGACAGAACUGUUUGAUGUCUCCAAAGAGUUCUGGGAAAAAGAGGUAAUGGAAAUCAAGAAAUAUUUUGAAGAGCAAGUUAAUGCUGACCUCCCUUAUGAAAUAGAAAGAGAAGUUCUUGCACUGGAGCAAAGGAUAAAACAGCUGUAA